GUAGUUAAGGGACAGCCAGCCACUCUUACGAGACCCAGAUACGUCGACAGGCGGCGCUUCCUUCCUGUCAGUCUUACACGACCACAACACUGAGCCGACACCCUCGUCCAAGGCAACGUCCAGCCGCCUCUACUAACCGAGGUCAUCACCACUCGAGGUCACCAUCACCUGAGGUCACUAUGUUUGUGACAGUGCUGCUGGUCAUCAGCCUCCUGACACAGAUGGAUGCUGGUGAAGGUGCUGACGCCUGCCCAGCGCCCUUCUUCAUGAUCGGGGAGGGCUGCUAUUACUACAAUGAGACCUUCAUGACGUGGCAAGAGGCACGAACGACCUGCAAAAACCUCUUGCCGGAGGAAGACGCCGACUUGGUCGUCAUGGACACCUACUGCGACGACUUCCUGAAAAUAGAAUCCUACGCCAUCUCCAACGGUCUGGCACCUUUUUGGGUGGGCGCCUCUAAACUAAACUACCAGGACUACUGGUCGUGGGUGGAUGGACGCCCCGUAGACCUCACGGGUCAUUACUGGACAGCCGGAUGCCCAACAACUGGCGAUGAAGUGAACUGCGUCUUCAUGAUUUCUGUUGAUGAAUUCGUCUUGCGAGCGCGAUUAUAUAACGACGUCUGUUAUGAUAUGUGGCCCUUCCUGUGCCAGCUGGGCGUCCAAGCAUUGGAAUAGAUUUGGAUAUUGUGUCUGCUGAGUCAUUAAACUCUAUAUAUUUCAGUACAAAAUCUUAACUGUUAGAUAUAUAAAAAAAAGUCUAGAAUUUGUACCCAAGGACUAUUAACUUGAUAACUUAUAUGUUAUAUUCUAUCAAGAGAGCAGUUUUAAAAAUCAUAUAUACAACAAAACGUCAAAAAUUAAAAGAUAAAGUUUAUAAUAAAUGCGUAAAGUGUUACCAAUAUUUCAGUUAAUAAUUGUUGAGGUUAUUAAUAAACAUUAACUACAAUGCAA
Procambarus clarkii (red swamp crayfish) is the source of this 953-nucleotide messenger RNA. RefSeq names its product CD209 antigen-like protein E. Gene Ontology annotation, molecular function: signaling receptor activity. The record is from RefSeq and is a predicted model, not a curated record. Lineage: Eukaryota; Metazoa; Arthropoda; Malacostraca; Decapoda; Cambaridae.